Molecule: messenger RNA, 2295 nt
Organism: Synchytrium microbalum
Lineage: Eukaryota; Fungi; Chytridiomycota; Chytridiomycetes; Synchytriales; Synchytriaceae
Exons: 5
Coding region: 1-2295 (764 amino acids)
Biological process (GO): protein phosphorylation
Molecular function (GO): ATP binding; protein kinase activity
Source: RefSeq, a predicted model, not a curated record
AUGGCAUUGCCAUCAAGUCUUCCAAGAGUAUUCGGUCGUAAAAGACCUCCAGAAGGUCAUCAAAUUAGUACGGAUGUCCCGACUAAUAGAGCGCAUCCAGCAUCUGGAGUACAUACCACCACCGCCCAACUCUCCCUCAAGGGCUUCUGGAGAGGUCAAAAACCGAAGCAACAUCCAAACAUACAACCAUCACCACCUGCCGCCACUACCACUACAACAUUAUCACCCGUAUCAACAGCUCCAGCUGUCAAAGAAAAGUCUCUAAAGGAUUAUACUAUAAUUGGAUUAUUGGGCGAAGGAGGACAGGGACGUGUCUUAUUAGCUGAAAACAUUGCAACAGGCCAAAAAGUAGCCCUCAAGCAAAUCAUGAAGGAGUUUAAUGGUGCCAAGCCAUUGACAGGAAGCUUGAAACAUGAGCUCAAGGUGCUCAAGAUGGCUCGAGGAUGCCCAUUCCUGAUUUCGGCUUCUGCUUGCUUUCAAGACAAGAACUAUAUAUACGUAGAAAUGGAAUAUGUCGAGGGUGUUGGGUUGGGGAAACUUAUUGAUAAGAAGCCUCUCAACACCCAACCAUUUGAACAUGGGGACAUUAAAGCUGACAACAUCAUGAUAACUCGUAAUGGCCAAGUAAAAGUAUUGGAUUACGGCCUGUCUCGACUCAACAUGACCGAUAUCGCUGUUUGUGAACCAUCACAAGCAGGUACUUUGUUUUAUAUGUCUCCGGAAAUGCUGGGCAAUGAGUCAUAUGGUCGCUACGUUGAUUUCUGGGCUUUGGGAGUCCUGCUCUAUGAGAUGGCUAAUAACCAAGUGCCGUUUUUGGGAUAUGACGAAGCUGGGCUUUUGAAAGACAUUCAAACGUACCCGCUAAACCGUAUCCCAAACCUCGAAUGCAACGGAUCGACGGUGUUCCGCGCUUUUACUUUGAGUCUGGUCAUCCGUAACAAGAAACAUCGCUUGGGUAUGGACGGUGUUGGAGAGGUGAUGAAACACGAAUACUUUGUUGGCAUGAAUUUGGAGGACUUCGGCUCACUCCGAGUACCUCCACCUCUUAUUUCACAAAUGAAGAAACGGCCAGCCAAAAGGAUGCCCCUGUUGGACUGCAUUCCACCUUGGAAGAGAGUACCAAAACUCUUCCAAGACUUGAUGUUUGAUACAGAUCCUGCUGUGUCAACCAUGGACACCGUUUGUGUACGUGCUGUCGAGCAUGUUGGUGAUUCUUUAGGUCGUCGUAUGGAAAAGGGUGGUCUUCGCCCUAGCGGGAUAAAUACCGCAGUGGCUGACGCACCAACGGUCGCAGUAGCAAAAUCCGAUAAACGUUACGGUAAACCCGUAUCUGAACUCCCCACAACCAAACCAAAGUCAUCAACCACUACCACCGCAGCAUUGGGUACCGUCAAAACGAACAAGGUCACGUCCGUCUUUAAGAUAAAAGGUUUCCUCGCUCGUAGAGCUGUUGAAAAGGUCAAGAAGCCGUCCGUAACUUCUGGCACUACGAGUCAUCACAUCAUCUGCUCUCCUCGUGCCAGCCCUGAAAUCGGUGCUCUUCACCCUGUUGUAUUCGAGACCACAGUGGCUGAAUCACCUGCUAUAGUCAAACCAGUCCAUUCAAGUGAAGCCAGAAACUCCUCUCGAAAUGAGGCUGCUGUCUCAGCUGUGUCCAUUGAUCGUCAAGGCCCCGAAACCAUAGUACCGGGUCCUGCUGAUUAUAGCAGUCAAGUAUCAGCAGCACUACCACAAGCCGUGAAAGCUACACCAGCUGUAGCAAUCACCGACAACAAACGUACGGGUCGUAAACUCGGUGCUCUUCGCCCUGUCGGGACAUCCCCGACAGUGGUCGAAUCACCCGCUGCUGUCGCUACGGAGGAAGGACCUAACAAUAGCUGGAAUGUCUUGGACACCAUCCCUUCAGUCUUGUCAUAUCGAAAUCAUGCUGCCUCCACUGUAGUCAUGUCUGAAAAAUCAGAAGAUGUCGCUCAAUCAGAAAGGGCUACCACGUCUGUUGAUAAAGAAAGUCCAGAAUCCAGUAUUAUGGCUGUCGCCUAUACCGCAGAAAGUGAAGUCGCUGACGUCGGACCUCCCAUCGUGUCAUCCGUAGAUCGAGACGAAACACCUAUCUCGAAGACUCAUGACAACCAGGAUUCUGCUACCAUAUCAACCGUUUUGGAUCGUGAUACCAACUUGGCCAAUCCGGCACCAUUACACCCAAACUCGAAUGAAUAUAACACCUUUUGCAUCGUCAUUGGACUCAUGAGCUUCGCUAGCCUCAUUACUAGCAUUGUCGCUACCAUCGGUAUGUAA